AUGGCGAAAACAGUUAGUGAGCAAACUUCUGAAAUACUACCAUCCGAUGCGAUGUCAGCAGCAACCGCUGCUCAUAUGCGACAUUUAGCAGACGAUAUGUACAACAAAAUUGCUGUAUAUCUUCAAGGGCAAAUUGAGAGUACUAUCGCUGAGUACAAACUUCUGGAGGACAUGAAUGAUGUUACAUGUCAACGUUAUGAUGACAUGAAACAUGUUGCAAACGGUGUUGCGGAAAAAUUAUCACUGCUUAACUCUAGAUAUGAGAUUCUUCGUCCAUAUUUGCAUCAGAUUGAUGAAAUCGAUGAAAAUACGAGAAAUCUUGAGGACGCUGCCAAUACUCUUGAUCGUUAUGUGACAGCCUUGGAAUCGAAAUUCCGAGAACUGCAGCAUAAUAGUACUAAUUCUCCAAGUUGA
Thelazia callipaeda (thelaziosis nematode) is the source of this 414-nucleotide messenger RNA. NCBI's taxonomy places the organism in Eukaryota, Metazoa, Nematoda, Chromadorea, Rhabditida, Thelaziidae. The record is from the annotation of a GenBank genome assembly.